Messenger RNA from Pseudocercospora fijiensis CIRAD86, 741 nucleotides. RefSeq lists its product as uncharacterized. The transcript has a single exon. The record is from RefSeq and is a predicted model, not a curated record. NCBI's taxonomy places the organism in Eukaryota, Fungi, Ascomycota, Dothideomycetes, Mycosphaerellales, Mycosphaerellaceae. Bases 45 to 635 code for a protein of 196 amino acids.
GUGAAAACAGAGACUCAAAUAUCGUGGAAUCCUGUGCGACUUCAAUGUUGUUCGUGCCCUAUAAGCUACGUCAGAAGGGCCUUAAAGAUGCACAGCAUAUUGCCUCGUCUUCUUACCUGGAUGAUAGCCGCGCUUCUCGUUUGGAUCAACAGGAUCAAACUCGAUCUGGCAAUGCCGGCAAGUCUCGCGAGCUUUUCGCUUUCGUGAAGGUGUGCCGUUGCGUUGCUUCUGCGAAAAGUAGGCGUUUGCCAAGUCCAUGCACAGUGGUGGCGAAUGCACCAUCAUACGAAGAAACAUCCGCAAGGUCCGUGUCGAGGUCAUCUCACAUCUCGAUGGCGCGGUCAACGUUUGGGACAUCGCCGGAGCCUGGAAUCCUGUCUCGCUGCGCAAAGUUGUCGUCUCCGCCUUUCGACUUCCCAUACAAGAAGUCCUGCUCUCCAGCACUCCAUUGCAUCUAUGUCCGAAUCUGCAGCAUCGUGGUCUUGACGGCGAUACCACCGAGACGCUGGAGAAGAUGGCUCACCUCCACGGUAACCCAUCGUGUUUCCAAUGCUGAUGUGACUCUCGGUGUGCUGUCAUGGGACGCUUGUGCUCAAGCUGAAGUUGAGAUAGCGUUGAUUGUCUCCGGGUUUUAGCGUGCAAGGGUUGCAGCGGAUUGCUCGCAUUUACGGACAUGCUCGGUAGUGGUAGAGUCGAUUAUAGGAUCGAGAUGUAGCCAUUUUUGCUAGCUAAAUCGGGUAU